ACGGCGUUCGCCAAAGUCCUCACCUCCUUUCUUCUUGCUCAAUAGCAAGAUUGCUACAGAAAAAGCGGCGACCCAUCUUACUUUCUACCUCCAUGGUUAUUAUUAUGAAUAGUCGUAAAGAAAAAGCAUGUGAAGUGUUUUAGUUGAAAUGUUGGUACCGAAAUUUGUUUGAAGAAGUUUCUUUGAGAAUAUUUACCAGGUGUAAUUAUCCAUUUUUAUAAAUUAAUGCAGUUCAACCCUGUGAUGUGAAAAUAUUCUGAAUUGGGUAGUUUCUCCUUUUCAAAAGAAUUAUACAACGUGUGAAGGGGAUUUUUGGCACGCCGAUUUUAAAAAAAAAGUGUACUGCGCUGUUCAUUUUUGCAAUUAAAUGACAGACUGGGUCAAAGUAAAUGAAUUUAUUAUUAAAAUGCAAAAAAUAAGCAAUGUGAACGGGAUAUCCUUUGUGCAUAUAGAAAAUGUAGUUUCUUUAAACGUGCCGAAAAAUUUUGAUGAUGAUCAAAAAGAGCAGUGCAGUCAAGUAUUAGAACAGCAGGGUAUGUUAAAUAAGCAUAUGCAUAAAGAUUUGCAUAAGAAAUCAUUUGUAUGUGAUCAGUGUAACAAAUCGUUUACAAAAAAGUCAAAUUUGACUAGACAUAAGCUUUCUCACAGUGAUGCAAUAGUGUAUGCAUGUCAGAUAUGCAACAAAUCAUUUGCUCGUAAAGAUACCUUAACUAGGCAUAUUGAUACCCAUACUCAUACAUGCACAGAACCAGAUGAAUGUGAUAUAUGUUGUAAGACAUUUGCAAUUGCGGAUGAGAAAGCACAUGUAUGUGAAAUAUGUGGCAUGUCAUUUCUAAAAAAAUGUAACUUGACUUCCCAUUUGCACAUCCAUACAGGUGAAAAACCAUAUGAGUGUCAACUGUGCAAGAAGUCAUUUAUGACGAGGUCCAAUUUAAAUAGACAUAUAGUUAUUCAUACUGAUGAGAAAGUGUAUAUAUGUUAUGUAUGCCAUAAAUCAUUUAUAUGUGAAUAUAGCUUAAACAGACAUAUUGAUGCCCAUAUCCAUACAUGCACAAAACCAGAUGAAUGUGAUGUAUGUUGUAAGUCAUUUGCAAACACAAGUAAAAAAUCAUAUCUAUGUGAUAUAUGUGGUUUGUCAUUCGUAAAACAAUGUAACUUGAAUUCACAUGUGCUAACUCAUUCAGGUGAGAAACCUUAUAAGUGUGAUAUAUGUAACCUAUCUUUUACACAUAAACAUACUUUAAUGAGACAUAUGUCUAUCCACAAGAAUUUGAAAUCAUAUGUUUGUCAUGUAUGUAGAAAAUCAUUUUCACGCAAGGAUAACUUGAAAACACAUUUGGAUACUCACGUUCCGGAGAAACAACAUAAAUGCGAUUUGUGUUCCAAAUUAUUUUCACGAAAGGAUAAUUUAAAGGCACAUAUGUAUAUCCACACACGAGACAAAGCACAUGAAUGUAGUUUAUGUUGUACAUCACUGCCAAGAAAGUGUCGAUUAUCAAAACCUCAGAUAAGGAAGAAAACUCACGUGUGCAAUAUAUGUAAGAAGGCAUUUUCAGGUAAUUUUAAUCUAAGUACUCAUAUGCUUACCCAUACAGGUGAAAGACCACAUAAAUGUGAUAUUUGUCAUAUGUCAUUUGCACACAAAAAUGCCUUAACAAGACAUAUGCUUACUCACACAGGUGAGAAACCACAUGUGUGUGUAAUAUGUCACAAAUCAUUUAGAACUGCUUCUGGUUUAAAAACACAUAUGCGUACUCACACUGGUGAGAAACCACAUGUAUGUGAUGUAUGUAGUAAAGCAUUUGCACGUAAACAUGUCUUAAAAGAACACAUGCAGACACACAAAGAGAAUUAACUAUUUAGAUAUAAUGUAUCUGUAAUCUGUAACACAUGUUAAAGUUUACAAAUUGACUUGAUUCAGAUAUAUUGCAAAUUAUAUGUAUGCUAGUGAUACGUUUUCUUAUAAUGUUUUCAUUUAAUAUUCAUGAUGUUUAAAAUAGCCCAGAAUCUUAAGAAUUAUGUGUCUGCAGGUUUAUUAAUUGAUGUGUUAUUUCUUAACAUGAUAAAAAAAU
Stegodyphus dumicola is the source of this 2072-nucleotide messenger RNA. Its product is annotated as zinc finger protein 569-like. Lineage: Eukaryota; Metazoa; Arthropoda; Arachnida; Araneae; Eresidae. The record is from RefSeq and is a predicted model, not a curated record.